Aspergillus novofumigatus IBT 16806 is the source of this 1320-nucleotide messenger RNA. RefSeq lists its product as uncharacterized. NCBI's taxonomy places the organism in Eukaryota, Fungi, Ascomycota, Eurotiomycetes, Eurotiales, Aspergillaceae. Bases 207 to 1064 code for a protein of 285 amino acids. The transcript is spliced from 3 exons. The record is from RefSeq and is a predicted model, not a curated record.
GAGCCACAUGCGCACUGGGAGCGGUCAUCGCAGCGGGUGAAUGCUCUCAUAGUGACCCGUCGCUUCAGCAGAGUUUUUUAGCGACAGCUCAGGCUACAUACAUCGAGUGUUGUUCAUACUUGCAGCGAAAAGCAUGUGAUUCUUCCGCCACGGGCCGGGACAACGGCUCAUUUCUCUGUGGGCUUCUGCUGAGUAUCUUUCAUCUUAUGACCGACGCAUCUACUACCCGCUGGUACUUGAUGAUGAAGUGUACCUUACAGCGCAUCGUGCAGCUGGGAGGACCAGAAAGCUUUUCCAGACCGGUAGCUCUCGCCAUAUUCAACCAGUACUGGGUGCUCGAAUCGCUUCGGACUCUGGCAUUCGAUGAGGAUAACGCACUUGCAGAUCCAAAAUGGCUGAGCCUGCUCGGCCGCGCUGAAGAGUCCAGCACUCGGAAAGUGGCUACCGAAAGAGAUCACACCCGGCUGCUGCGAUGUAUGGCUCUUUUGGGUAGACUAAACUACCGUUCGCUGAGCUGGUUAGUACGGGCUCGAGCUAUGCGAUAUAGCAAUAGCCUACCCACAAAUAAUAUUUCUAGUUUGCGAGACAGCAUUCAUUUGGGGGAAGGAAAAGACAUCAUACAAGAAGGGCAUAUGGUCCGCCAAGAGUUGCUAAAGCUGGCCCCGGAUCUGCAUACACAUAACUGGAUACAAGGCAGAUCGCUCUACGACUUGAUGAUGUCGUUGUAUCACUGCGGUCCCAUUAGCCUCUCUCGAUUAUUCAUCGAUCCGCUGUGGAGUAUUCUGGGCGAACCACUCCCCAUGUUGCCGGAAGACGCGAUUAGAUAUCAUGCCAUCGCAGCGCUCGAGCACUUGCAACGGAGACUACAGGUCGCAGGCAUGGAGUCUGUAUUCUUCCUUCCGUUACUCACCACUGUUGCCUUGGAGGUGCGGAGCCGGGUAUAUCGUGACAAAAUAUCGCGGAUCUUUGAUUCAGUGGAAGGAAAAGGGUUCGCAGUGGCUGCCACGGCUAGAUCUGACACUCAGCUGGCCUGGGCGUUAGUUGGGAGCUCUGGGGGUGGAUAAAAGACGAUUAUCUCAGAAAAGAGCAUCAAGGAUGGCAAGGGUUAUGGACCAUAUCUGACGCUACGGUCUGAUGCGUUUCCUCUAUAAGACUGCAGCGACAGGUGACCUGUUACGGCCAAACUCUGCUCUUCUUGUCACUCUUGACUGCUUGCGGCCACCAAUAAAUGGUAAAUCUACCAGCGGAUAUUAUGCUGGAUGCUUCCUUAUUCAUCCCACCUUUCGCAGGUUUGUUGACCAAAUACCACAUAUUCCAAUU